Molecule: messenger RNA, 2473 nt
Organism: Eucalyptus grandis
Lineage: Eukaryota; Viridiplantae; Streptophyta; Magnoliopsida; Myrtales; Myrtaceae
Exons: 4
Coding region: 40-2103 (687 amino acids)
Cellular component (GO): nucleus
Molecular function (GO): RNA binding
Source: RefSeq, a predicted model, not a curated record
CGGAGUUUCUGCAAAACUGGAAAGCGGGGGAAUGCGAAGAUGAACACGGCGGCGGCGACGGCGACGGAGGCGCCGGAAGCGGCGGCGACGAGGGUGUACGUCGGAGGGGUGGGGGGGAGCGUCGGGGAGGACGACUUGCGCAAGAUUUUCGGGGCUCUGGGGACGAUAGGCGCCGUGGAAAUCGUCCGGAACAAAGGGCGCAGCUUCGCCUACUUCGAUUUCGUGCCGGCGACCCAGAAUUCCCUCAACAAGCUCUUCAGCAAGUAUAAUGGCUGUGUGUGGAAAGGGGGUAGGCUAAGGCUUGAGAAGGCAAAAGAACAUUACCUUAUUCGACUGAAACGAGAAUGGGAGGAAGAUGCUGAACAGAACAUCACACCUUCUGAUGCUCUUGAUGCGAAGAAAGACCCAGCAGCUCCAGUGAAGGCCAAGAACUUUCUUGAUAAAGAGAAGCAUCUUCAAAUUUUCUUCCCUAGAUUGAAGAAGGUGAAAUCUUUGCCAUUUCGAGGAACUGGCAAGCAUAAGUACAGCUUUCAGAGGGUUGAGGUUCCUCCCCUGCCAAAGCUUUUCUGUGACUGUGAAGAGCAUUCUAAUCUAUCUCAUUCCUUACAAGUGAAAAAGACUCAUGAACUUGACUCUCAAGGUGAUGGUGGCGUAAAUGCUGAAGAGCUUGAUAUGAUGAAUUCAGUGAUGAACAAGUUAUUUCAAAGAGAAGCAGAAUCAAUCCCAGCACGCAGUGGGAAUGAACUAAUCAAGGAGGAAAAGAUUUCUUCAGCAGGGUUUCUGGAACCACAACUGGAAGAGGACAUGGUAGAUCAUGACGACGAUGAUGACAACCUCGUGAUUAAUAUGGUUACAGGAGUGGGAGAUGGAAUUACUGGGGGCCAUAUUGGCAAUUUCUUUACGAAUCAGGAAUCAAAAGCUCACAAAAAAACUUCUGGAGAUGGACCGGCACAAAAUAGGCUUCCUAUAAAGAAAAGGGACGGCACAUUGCCAAAUAAGGAAGAUAAAUCACUUUCUCAUGGACAUGGUGCGAGAAAGGAGUCAUUUUCGUCUUCCAACGGGCAAAAUGAUAGUUUGCCUGUUGAUUCUGAAAUAUCAAGAAACAGUCGGAAACUGAAACCUGUAGUUUCAGAAUCAAGGACCCAAAAUAUGAAGAAGCAUCCCUUAUGGUCCCAGAAGUCCUCUUGGAAAAAACUUCUCGGGGAGAGAAAUGAAUUUGCCUUUUCUGUGUCACAUGUACUGUCAGGUGGUGGCACUCCAGGGGAUGAGCAACUGCUUUCCGAUAACUCAAAUGUGCUCAGUGUGGACUGCAAAAAUCAGCAUGGCGAUGAGCAGCCUGAACAUGCAGAAGACAAGACCAAUGAAUCAGCGAAAUUGGAAGAUACAACUGAAAGUGAGUCUGUGAUACAAAAUAAAUCCUCAGCAAAGACAGUUGGCACUCCGGGGGAUGAGCAACUGCUUUCUGAUUACUCGAAUGUGCUCAACAGUGUGGACCAAAAAAAUCAGCAUGGCGAUGAUCAGCAUGAACAUGCAGAAGACAAGACUAAUGAAUCAGCGAAAUUAGAAGAUACCACUGAAAGUGAGUUUGCAAUACAAAAUAAAUCCUCAGUGAAGACAGGAAGGGGCAAAUCAUGGCUCCACAAAUCUUCAUGGACACAACUGGUCACGGACAAUAAAAGUAAGUCAUUCAGUAUAUCGGUGAUUAAGCCAGCUCUAAAUUCUGAACAUGGGCCUCCAGCUGAUAAUAUUGCUAAGAGCAAGCAGCAUGAUGAAUCUGUACAAGAUGGUUCCCAUGGCUUGAGAGGUGAAAUGGAGGAAUCUUCAAGUGCUGCUUUUGACUCGAGCAAGGCUUCCCAAGUUAUGGAGCAGAAUCUUCCGCAACUGGAAGGUUCGGAAGGGACUUUGAACUCAAGUUCGCUUACUGUUCAAAACAGCAAUAAAGCUGCUGCUGCUUCAUUGACUGAGGAAAGACAAAUUUCAGUUCCAAAUCAGUCAGUCAUUAGAGUGGAUCAAGAAUGCCGUUUUAUGAGAAGUGAAGCUUCUCUACGAGACUGGGCGAAUAGUAAAGCAUCUCUUGCCAAGUCGCUUAAAAGAAAAAGAUAAUCUGCAAAUUUGGUGCUUCGAGUAAGCUGCUCUACUGGGGUGAUCUAUAAUGUAUCGAGGCUGUCAGAUUUCCUCAAACAGGUAAGGCUUAAAGCAGGAUUAGAUCAAGGAUGAGUUCAUUUUAGCGCUUUUAGUUGGGGCUCUCUUGGUAAUCCUUUUUUGACUGUGAGUACUCUUGACUUUGGUUCAUCAGUAAAAGACCAUAUGUUGUUUUCUCCAAUUUAAACGUAUAGGAGAGUUGUCAAAGAAUUGAAGCAUGGUGUCAAAUGGUUCUUUCAGUUCGGUACGAAGAUUGAUGGUUCCACUGUGGUGAACCUUAAAGAAAAAGCCUCUAAUGACAUGUACUUUGUUCUGCAUUUUUUUCCUCAAA